Messenger RNA from Amorphotheca resinae ATCC 22711, 850 nucleotides. RefSeq lists its product as hypothetical. The record is from RefSeq and is a predicted model, not a curated record. Bases 184 to 543 code for a protein of 119 amino acids. The transcript has a single exon. Lineage: Eukaryota; Fungi; Ascomycota; Leotiomycetes; Helotiales; Amorphothecaceae.
ACGUAGGUGCUUCUAGACCACCCCGCCAUUUCCUAACUAACUAUUAUAAUACAAUUUUGGUACAAUUCUCUCCUCCGAGAUUGUUGACAGAGUCUUUUAAAAUACAACGCUUGAUAUAUCAUCCUAUCGUGAUUAUGGCCAGCGACCCCUCCAUCUUAGAUCAUGUACAUAGCCGCGCCGAUCAUGACCGCUCCCCACACGGGUGCAUCCGUCUUCAUGGCUCCUGAUUUCGAGGUACUGGUCGAGGAAGCCGCCGCGCUAGUCGCACUCGCCACCACGGACUCGAUGCUGCUGGUUCCUUGUCUCGCCUCGCUGCUGAUUGAGCUCAUGGCAGACAGAGCGCUGCUGCGUGCCUCCCCUGUAGCCGUGGCCGCGACACUGCUCAAGCUUGCGAUGGCGCUAGAGGCUUCGCGGGUAGCGGUGAAGAUUGCUCCUGAUGCAAGACUUGAAGCGGUAGAGAGGGCACCGGCCGCGUCUGAGGUUGCUGUUGAGAAUGCUCCGACGGCAUCUGAUGUCCCUGUUGAGAUUGCUCCGCUGACGUAGGACUUCGCUGUUUGGAUUCCGCCGGACGCGUACGAGAUACCGGUCGAGAUGGCCCCGGCCGCGUCUGAUGUUGCUGUUGAGAAUGCCCCGACUGCAUCUGAUGUCCCUGUCGAGAUCGCUCCGCUGGCGUAGGACUUCGCUGUUUCGAUUCCGCCUGAGGCGUACGAGAUACCGGUCGAGAUGGCUCCAGCCGCGUCUGAUGUUGCGGUCGAGAUAGCGCCCCCUACAACACUUGAAGCCGUGGAAAGCGCGCCGCCGAUGUCCGAGAUCCCAGUUUGGAUACCGCCUCCUAUUAAGGAGGUCACCG